This is a messenger RNA of Lynx canadensis (Canada lynx), 645 nucleotides long. Its product is annotated as methylglutaconyl-CoA hydratase, mitochondrial-like. Gene Ontology annotation, biological process: fatty acid beta-oxidation. The transcript has a single exon. The record is from RefSeq and is a predicted model, not a curated record. Gene Ontology annotation, molecular function: enoyl-CoA hydratase activity. Lineage: Eukaryota; Metazoa; Chordata; Mammalia; Carnivora; Felidae. Gene Ontology annotation, cellular component: mitochondrion. The coding region runs from base 93 to 644 and encodes 183 amino acids.
UUCGGUACCUGGAAGAGGAGAACCGAGGAACUGCGGUGCUUGGAAUAAACAGAGCUUAUGCCAAAAACCCAUUCAGUAAAAGCUGAUUAAAAAUGCUCUCAAAAGCUGUGGAUGCUUUCAAAUCUGAUUCAAAAGCGCGGACGGUAAUAGUCAGGAGUGAAGUCCCAGGAAUAUUCUGUGCUGGUGCUGACCUUAAGAAGAGAGUCCAAGUGAAUCCCAGUGAAGUUGGUCCUUUUGUCUCCAAAAUGAGAGCAGUGAUGAAUGAAAUAGAGGCAGGGGGGGCACAGCCACUGCCAGGCGGUAUCGGGAUGGUCCUCAUCAAAGACUUCAUCUUCUCUGCACGUGUGCUCCAUGGCCAAGAAGCCAAAGCAGUGGGCUUGAUCAGCCACGUUCUAGAACAGAACCAGGCAGGAAUGCUGCCCAGCCCACGCAAGGCCUUGGACCUGGCAGGAAAGUUUUUACCUCAGGGACCUGUUGCAAUAAAAAUGGCAAAAUUAGCAGUUAAUCAAGGGAUGGAGAUUGAUUUAGUAACAGGGUUCGCCAUAGAAGCAGCUUGUUAUGCUCAGACUCUUCCAACAAAAGACAAGCUUGAAGGUCUUCUUGCUUGUAAAGAGAAAAGGUCUCCUCGCUCUAAAAGAGAAUAGA